Molecule: messenger RNA, 628 nt
Organism: Moneuplotes crassus
Lineage: Eukaryota; Ciliophora; Spirotrichea; Euplotida; Euplotidae
Source: the annotation of a GenBank genome assembly
CCAAGAAAAAUUGAAACCCUUGAAUUAAGUUAGAUUAGUAUUUCUUAUUCGAACUGAUUGGGUAUUGGCUUUACUUCUGGUGUGUCUGAUUCAUUCAACCCAGUUUGUUCUUUAGUGAGCAAGUUUGGUUCUUCUCUCUUGGAAGGCUCAAUUAGGAAGAAAGAGAAGUAUAUCAGAGGGGUUACGAGCAGAAUCUCGUUUUAUCAAAAGAUCCAGCACUUGUUCAGACACGAGAUCGUGUAAUAAAUCUGGAUUUCUUAACCCAUGAAUUCCUCUUCCAAAUCUUGCUGCAGACCAUAGCAAAUUUACAGGUAGGAUACAGUAGAAUGCUUUCCUAGCUUCAUGAUAAAGAAGCCCAAUGUUCCAGAAAAAGAUUAGAUAUAAUACAAGAAGAACUGGCCCCACCAAUGAGCCGGCAAUGUUUGCCCAAGACAUAAUUCUGAAAUAUUCGUCUGAGGUUAUUCUUUGUUGCAUGAAUCUUGUGCUAGCCCAUCCAGCACCUCCAAGAUAUGCCAAGAUCAUCAAACAAAAAACAAUAUUCUUUGAUACUCUAAGUAUCGUUGAAGAAGGAGCGCAAGGAACAAAUCCAUCAGGCCUGCCUAUCUUAAGUAUUUUAAAUGUUUGAUAA